CUAAUCUUUUUCCUACAGAAUUUUUGAAUUCGAGCUCCCUCCUCCAUGACUUCGAACCGACCGUAGAUGGAAAUCGCGAACGCCGACGGCUACGCUCCCACCAUCGUCGCCGACGCUCGCUCAAUCGGCGCCGAGUCCGUACCGGGCUGGGACCAGCCCUUCACCGACCAAGAGCUCGACGGCAUCGAAGCCGCCAUCGAAGCCGCCAUCUCCAGGAAGCGGCGCUCCGUCUCCGGCGGCGAGGAUCGCCCCGGCGGACUCCGACGGCGUCUGCCCGGUUCAUUCUCUUCGCAACAAAGUAUGCGGAUUAAACUCCCUGUGAUGACAUUCGGAGGUCGGAUUAUGUACAGCCGGAGUGCUACUGGUGUAGAGAGAGCCGCGGCAGAGCUUUUGAAGAAAAUUGAUGCCAUGAAAAGUGUAAUGGAUCAAGUCAUUAUUGGUUUUGACAUCGAGUAUAGGCCCACGUUUCAAAGAGGUGUUCCACCUCGGAAGACGGCAGUAAUGCAGAUUUGUGGUGACAAUGACCACUGCCAUGUGAUGCAUGUUAUUCAUUCUGGCGUCCCUCCUAGUUUGAAGCUUAUUUUAGAGGAUACCACCGUAUUAAAGGUUGGAGUUGGCAUAGCUGGUGAUGUUAGAAAGGUGCUUAAGGAUUACAGUGUAUCUGUCAAUGCUUUUCAGGAUCUUUCAGAACUUGCUAAUCAAAAGCUUGCUCUGCCUCGUUAUCGGUGGAGUCUUGCAUCUCUAAGCGAGGUGCUUAUAAAUAAGCAGCUGCAGAAAAUUAUGAAAAUUAGGUGUGGAAAUUGGGAGGCUGUUUUUUUAUCAGAAGAACAACAAUUUUAUGCUGCCACUGACGCAUUUGCUUCUUGGCAUCUAUAUCAGGUCUUAAAGAGCCUGCCAGAUGCUCAAAGGAACAACAUUGAGAAUAGCGAAGAGAAACUGACCGUGGCACUGCCAUAAUUGCCUUUGAGCUGACUGAAGAUAGCCUAGCAUCUGAACAAGGUGUCGCUUACCUCUUUCUCAUCCUUCAGUCCGAUUUUAUGCUGUGGGGACAAGAGCAGAUUGUGGAAGCAGGGGAGUCCCAGCAAAUUGCACGGUCCACAUUGUUCUUCCCUUCUGAGCAAUAAAGUACUAAACCAAGUUCGUUACUAUCUGUUCAUGAUGGAUGAGAAGUGCUUCGUCCCACACAUAUUGGCCCAAUUUCAGUGUGAAAUGUCUCCUUUCACUGGAGUUGGAACAAAGGUAAGAUGACCGGCUCUAGAAUUGUCGGUCCAUGUUCCGAUAUAUAUUUCUCUCCAUGAAAAAGAGAGGAAAGCCGAACUCAUUGUAUUGCCAUGUAAGAAUUGGUUAUUUGGAGUUUGGAGAUUUUGGACUUCUGGGUUCUUUCUUUCUUUAUAUAAUGUCUAUAAGAAUAAGAUGAGCUUCGAAACCAAAA
Messenger RNA from Syzygium oleosum, 1432 nucleotides. RefSeq names its product 3'-5' exonuclease-like. Gene Ontology annotation, molecular function: 3'-5' exonuclease activity; nucleic acid binding. Gene Ontology annotation, biological process: nucleobase-containing compound metabolic process. The transcript is spliced from 7 exons. The record is from RefSeq and is a predicted model, not a curated record. NCBI's taxonomy places the organism in Eukaryota, Viridiplantae, Streptophyta, Magnoliopsida, Myrtales, Myrtaceae. The coding region runs from base 67 to 957 and encodes 296 amino acids.